Messenger RNA from Pseudogymnoascus verrucosus, 1295 nucleotides. RefSeq lists its product as uncharacterized. The transcript has 4 exons. Bases 140 to 1171 code for a protein of 343 amino acids. Lineage: Eukaryota; Fungi; Ascomycota; Leotiomycetes; Thelebolales; Thelebolaceae. The record is from RefSeq and is a predicted model, not a curated record. Gene Ontology annotation, molecular function: methyltransferase activity.
UGACAAACGAUCAUCAUCACUGAACAGACAAAGUUAUAUAACUCUAUUUUAAAAUAACCUCCUGUCAAUAAAUCACAGUUCUUACUUCAGCUAAACACACUUCAAACUCAACGCAACACCCAUCCCAGACGACGUCACCAUGUCCGACCUCUAUGCCAAAGUCAACGACCACUAUUCCUCCCUCGCCCGCGAGGACACCGCCGCCAACGAGGAGCACAUCCGCAAAGUCGCCCUCUCCUUCGGCUACAACCCCGCCGACCUCAGCAGCAUUCCCGAUGGCGCCAACUUGGGUGUUAGCUGCGGAAACCCGCUUGCCAUCGCUGGGUUGAAAGAGGUGUUUCUCAGUGCUUCUGUCUCCUCAGCUGCUUUCUCAAGCCGUUUCCCCAAGCUCCUCCCGUCCCCACCCUACCUACGGCCCCACCCAUCUACUCCCUUGCUCGUCUUACAACCUCCGCAAAGCAUUGCCUACAAAAGACCCCAACAUGAGAAUACCAAAGCUAACAUACCCCAGGGCGAAACAGUCAUCGACCUCGGCAGCGGCGGCGGCUUCGACGUCUUCCAAGCCGCCCGUAAAGUCGGCCCAACCGGUAAAUCCAUCGGCGUAGACAUCAGCGAUGACAUGCUCGACCUCGCCAACAAGAACCUCUCCAAAUCCGACCUCAAAAACGUCUCCUUCGUCAAAGCCCCCAUCACUGCCAUAACCCUCCCCUCGGGUGACGCAGACUGCAUCAUCAGCAACUGCGUGAUCAACCUCGUCCCCGGUGCCGACAAGGCGCUUGUCUUCUCCGAGAUCUGGAGGUUGUUGAGGCCCGGGGGAAGGGUGGCGGUGAGUGAUAUUCUGGCGAGGAAGGAGUUGUCGCCGGAGUUGAAAGGGCAUUUGGGGUUGUAUGUGGGUUGUAUUAGUGGUGCGAGUUUGGUGGGGGAGUAUGAGGCGUGGUUGAGGGGUGUUGGGUUCCAGGAUGUGUUGAUUGUGGAUAAGAAGAGUGAUCUUAAUAUCUAUAAGGAGAGGACUGAUGCGGAGGAGAAAGGGUGCGGUGCGCCGGCGGUGGGGUCGUCAUCGUGCUGUGGGACGAAGAUCCCGAUCACGGAGAAGGAUGAUGUUGCGAACAUUGACUUCAACGAGUGGGUUGGUUCCUUCGAGGUGUAUGCGGUCAAGCCGGCCGAUGCCUAGAUGGAAGUGGAAUACUGUCGAGAUAUCGGCAGUGUGGUCUACAUUAACGAUUGAUGCCCAUUAAAUGCCUUCAUAUUCGAGAAAUGCCAAAUGAUGUCCAGUAACCAGACCCAUCGAUGCUGUG